Auxenochlorella protothecoides is the source of this 1068-nucleotide messenger RNA. RefSeq names its product putative ADP-ribosylation factor GTPase-activating protein AGD9. The transcript is spliced from 5 exons. Gene Ontology annotation, biological process: COPI coating of Golgi vesicle. Gene Ontology annotation, molecular function: GTPase activator activity. NCBI's taxonomy places the organism in Eukaryota, Viridiplantae, Chlorophyta, Trebouxiophyceae, Chlorellales, Chlorellaceae. The coding region runs from base 1 to 1068 and encodes 355 amino acids. The record is from RefSeq and is a predicted model, not a curated record.
AUGGCGCAGCAGGUGCUUGAGCGCGACCCGCUGUUCAGACGGAUGCGCAUGAAGCCAGAAAACAAGGUGUGCUUUGACUGCCCGGCCAAGAACCCGGCCUGGGCCUCGGUGCCGUACGGCGUGCUCAUCUGCCUGAACUGCGCGGGCGUGCACCGCAGCCUGGGUGUGCACCUCAGCUUCGUGCGGUCCACCACCCUGGACUCCUGGACGGAGGAGCAGCUGGCGGUGAUGGCGGCGGGGGGCAACGGCCGCGCCCGCACCUUCUUCAAGCAGCACGGCUGGGACGAGCUCGGGGGCGGACUGGGCAUCCGUAAGGCCGCCGUGCGAGUGGAUGACUCGCUGUUCGAGCAGGAGCCGGCCGCGCCAGAGGAGGCGCCCGGCGCGACCAACGGCGAGGGCCGGGCGACCGGGCCCAAGGGUCAGGCCCACGGCAGCAAGGACUUUGACGACGAGGACUUUGGCGGCGCACAGGCGCCCUCGUCGCGCUUCGACCUGGACGCGAUGGAGGAGCGGGCCCGCCCCCCUGCUCAGCGCGGGCAAGACGGCCACCUGAAGCUGACGUCUAACGACGACUUCUUCAACGACCCCCUGGGCUCAGACGCCGGCUGCAACUCCCCUGGCGGUGGGGGCUUCGGCGGCGGCGGAGGCUCUAGCGGCUGGGGCCGCGCCUCCCGCUCCGUGCCCGCCGGGCCCCCGGCCACCACCUCGGACGCGUCGGGGUCGGCCGCCCAGGCCCGCUUCGGGUCGGCCAAGGCCAUCUCCUCGGCUGCCUAUUUCAACCAGGACAAGGGGGAGAACGACUACGAGAAGCAGGCCCGGCUCGCAAAGUUCUCGAGCGCGGGCGCCAUCUCCUCGGAUGCCUACUUUGGCAGGGAGGACGAGUCGCGGCGCGGCGGCGGCGGCCCCGGCGCAGGCAACCUGGACAUGUCGGCCGCGGAGCUGGUGUCCAAGAUCAGCCUGACCGCGAAGCAGGACAUGGCGCAGCUGAAGAACAUGGCCAGCGCGGCGGGGUCACGGCUUUCGUCUCUGGCGCAGGGCUUCAUGCGGGACCUGCAGGGAGGGUACUGA